AUGCAUAACCCUCGCACGCCGCUCAAGCCGGGUCUGAUCGCCAUGGACUGGAUCGGUAAUAUACUCGCUGUUGGCAGCACGCUUAAGGUGCUCUUAGGCCUUGAGUUUGGCGGCGUCGAGUUUCUAUGGAAGUCGGCUACCGUCAUCUGUCUUAUCGUCUUUAGCGUUAUCGGCGUCGCGCUCUUCACUGUAUACGAGUCCGAGAUCGCGAGCCACCCGGUCAUACCUCUACGCAUCUUCCGCUACAGGAACAGUAUCUCCGCCUGCAGCUUGAGCUUUUCAUACGCCAUGGUCUUCCUUAGGGGCACCUACUGGCUACCUCUGUACUUCCAGGCUGUGCUCGGGGCCAACUCGCUACUAUCCGGAGUGUACCUCCUCCUAUAUGUUGUUGCAUCAUCCUUCCUCUCGACCAACAUUGAUCCGCGAGACAUUGGCGCCGCCACAUCGACCUACUCUUUUGCCCGACAGAUUGGUACAUCCGUUUCCGUCGUCCUAGGUGGAGUCGUCUUCAGUAAUGUUAGAAACUCGCAGCAAUCUGGUCUAGAGUCUGCCGUAGGUCCGCAGCUCGCGCUACAAUUUGCAGGUGGAGACGCCUUCGCUAGCGUCCCGCUGAUUGCCAGGCUUCCCGCCGCCCAGCAGCAAAUGAUCAGGACUGCCUACUGGGAAGCAUUACAGAAGAUGUUUAUUCUAUAUGCCUGCGCCGCUUUCACCGCAUUCUUGAUUGGGCUGUCUCUCAGGCAGGCGAAGCUGUCUCAGGAGCACCAGGAACACAAGACCGGCCUUCAGUCGCUCAAAAAUGAACAAGAUAGGAGGAAUCUGCAGGCCGACGCAGAACCUGCUGUACAACGAAAGAAAGGAGAACAGUAA
Aureobasidium subglaciale EXF-2481 is the source of this 867-nucleotide messenger RNA. RefSeq lists its product as uncharacterized. The transcript is spliced from 2 exons. Lineage: Eukaryota; Fungi; Ascomycota; Dothideomycetes; Dothideales; Saccotheciaceae. The coding region runs from base 1 to 867 and encodes 288 amino acids. Gene Ontology annotation, molecular function: transmembrane transporter activity. The record is from RefSeq and is a predicted model, not a curated record. Gene Ontology annotation, biological process: transmembrane transport.